GAGAGAGAGAGAUGCAGGUAUUAACGGGAGGUAGGGAGGGAAGCGCAGUUGUUGCUGGCCGUCGGGACACCAGGAGAACAGGAGGGGAUGUGUUGUUGUUGUGCCGAUGGCUGUCUUUCUUUUUCGUAUAAGAACUCGCCACUUCCUCCAAACGGAGACGCAGGUGUAGCCUCUUCAGCCUCCCUCCACCCUGCUGCUACCUAUCCCAGUUUUCCAUGCGCCGCGCCUCUCCUUUCCAGUCACCAAAGGGGGAUUUUACGCGCCGGAGUGGGAAGAAAUAACACCAUGUUAAAUGAAAUGUGGCGCGUCUCUUUUGUGCGCCGUACGUUACCGCGGCUGUGAAUGUGAUGCCGGCUCUGCACUCAGCACAGAUGACUUGAACCGGGCGGCAGAGGCGGUUGCAUACAGUAUGUUUCUCACUACGGCGGCCCCCCUCCGCCGUGGGAGCACACCCCUGCCUGUCAAACACCAGCUGCGGAGGGAAGAGGCCGUGUCCGAGGACUGCGAUUGGAUCCCGGGCUUGGAGGAGCCUGCCACAUUGCCUAUCAGUGACACAGCGGUGCCUCGGGAUGAAUCCUUCAGCCAAUCAGCAGCCGCCCAGUCAGCUUACCACAGCCAUGGCGGGGCACUGAGGAUAGUGCUCCUGGGACAGAAUGGCGUGGGCAAGUCGUCGCUAGCCUUAUCUCUGGCUGGGCAGUCGGACAGAUCCCUCUCCAUAGACUCUGAGACACAAGCAUGUGGUGAGGGCUACGAGUGCACAGUGACAGUCGACGACGAGGACAGCAAAGUCAUAUUUUUCGAUAACUGGAAACAGGACCUGUCCACUCUGCAGUGUGAUGUGUGCAUCCUCGUAUUCUCAGUGACUGACAGGCGAAGUUUCCACCGCACCGCCCAGCUCCGCCUCCUCCUCAGGGAGUCCCAGCCACAGACACCAAUCAUCCUAGUGGGCAACAAGAGCGACCUUGUCCGCUCCCGUGAGAUCAGCUCAGAUGAGGCCCAAUCCAGCGCCAUGAUGUUCGACUGCGUCUAUAUGGAGCUCUCAGCCUCCCUGGACCACGGCACCAAUGAGCUGUUGGAGGCCGCAGUACGGAUUGCGAGGGGCGACUGCGUGGGCCCUGGCUGGACCGACGGGGACCCCGGGGCAGGCCGCAGGGAGAGCCUGACCAGCCGGGCCAAACGCUUCCUGGCGGGUCUGGUGCCACGCUCGUACGGUCGGGACAGGGACCGGGAUCGGGGGCGCUACCGGGAAAUGAGCCGCCACCGGGGCAGCAAGAUCCUCCGCCAGAAGUCCCGCUCCUGCCACGACCUGAGUGCACUGUGACACACACGCAUGCAUACAUAUGGGCAAAGAGACACAAGCCCACACAUGUACACACACACAUACACACACACCAGAUUGAAGGAUAUUAGGGACAGGGAGGUGCAAAAGAUGGAGAGGGUAAAAUAGAAGAUAGUGGGGAAGAAAGCCUAAAUAUGUAGGAGACUUGGACAAUUAGAGAUAAAUUUAGCAAAGGUGCAUAAAAGAAAAGGGAGAAAAAGCCUAGAUCAGCCUGGAUCACAGCACUGAACUUUUAUCUUCUCCCUCUUAGUGAAACCAAUUUUGAGAGAGAAGGAGGCCAGGUUGGAGAGGAAAAACAGAGAAGCAGAUAAGGAGGUGAGCAUGGGUGAAUCAGCGAGCACUCAUUACCUGAUGAGAGCAGGAGAGAGAAAAUUAGUGACAAUGCAUAGAAUGGGUGGUGGGGGGGUCACAAAUAAACACACAACGAAGUAGCACGCACUGAUUAUGUAGAGACUGAUAGGAAUCUAAUGUAUACCUAUUGUAAACCCUGUUUUAUAGCAUGCCGAGUAGACGAUCUAAGACAUGACCCUGUAGGUUUUACUGGAUUGACUGUACCUCAGUGGCCAAUAGCUAAUGCACAAUCUAGCUAGUGUCUCUAGCGAUGCCAUCUCAAAGGCAAGACCCUUUAUUUGUAACAAAAAAACCACAAAAAAACGCUCCUUCUCUGCGCAUUUUCUAAGCCACAAUCUUCACACUGCAUCCACCUUUUGUCUCCAGUAACUGAUUUGAAGAAGUGUUACCACCAAUGGCAUACAUUCAUCUGUGAUUUUUAUACAAGGAUAAAAACAUCAGCCAAGCCAUAUUUCUGCUGAACGCAUUAUGAGCGAUCGGCACAAAGAACCCUUUACCGUAGGAUGUGGAGUGAAAGGAAAAACAGUCAAAAUAGCUACAAGCAGGGAUGACCAGACUGAACUUUUCUUCAAUAGAAGCUGAGUCACAGAACGCUGGGAUGUUCUUGAAGCACAGGAGGACAAACAAGAGAAAACCUAAUCUACCUGUGGCUGUUUGAUGUUUCCAUUUUUCUCUUUUUAUCCACUGGCAUUAUUAUGUGUGUUGAGACUGGAUUCUGUGGGGGCUGGCCACACAGGUGACCCAAAAGAGAACGUUCUGGAAACGUUGUUCGGAUAUCUCGUCAAGCGUGGCGACGUCACUGACACAUACGCACUCGUUUGUCACCGUCUACUGAGCACUCAUCUUUCCACUGAGAAUAAAUCAAUUUUUGUUUGACAU
Molecule: messenger RNA, 2569 nt
Organism: Morone saxatilis (striped sea-bass)
Lineage: Eukaryota; Metazoa; Chordata; Actinopteri; Moronidae
Gene: rem2
Product: RAS (RAD and GEM)-like GTP binding 2
Cellular component (GO): plasma membrane
Molecular function (GO): GTP binding; GTPase activity; calcium channel regulator activity
Source: RefSeq, a predicted model, not a curated record